Molecule: messenger RNA, 1676 nt
Organism: Rhipicephalus sanguineus (brown dog tick)
Lineage: Eukaryota; Metazoa; Arthropoda; Arachnida; Ixodida; Ixodidae
Exons: 2
Coding region: 57-1676 (539 amino acids)
Molecular function (GO): NAD+-protein-arginine ADP-ribosyltransferase activity; NAD+ poly-ADP-ribosyltransferase activity
Source: RefSeq, a predicted model, not a curated record
GCGGUUUGGUGGAUGUGUUCGCGCGCUGACGUUGCGUGCGAUGCUGGAAGUUUGUUAUGGGCCACUACUUCGAGUCAACGAAACAUGAAGGGCUGCGCUACUACUUCGAAGAAGCAUGCAGACUCGAUUACGACGAAGCGAAAGAGAUUCUGAGCUCAGAACGUGCAGCAAGAGCGGUCUACCGAGAUGCAUGGAAGGAAGCGGACACCCUUUACAAGGUGAAACGUAAACAGUAUCCUUCACAUCGGUGGAAUGUGAUGAAAAAAGAGAACUUCGUGGCCAUUAUGUGCUAUACGCUAGAAAAGCCAAAUAUUUGCCGACAUUUCAACCAACUCUGCCGCGCCGCAACGCCUACGAAGGAAAGCUGGAAUUCCUUUCCUUUCAAAAGUCUUCUGUAUUUCCUAAUCAAUGCGUUCAACCGGUUGCCUGACUUCCAUGCACCCGUGGUGUUUCGAGGGGUCGACAAGUUUGUUUACAGCAACGAUGAAGCGCGCUUCAGUCAGUUCCUCUCUGCCUCUGUGUGUCCGCGACAGGCGGCCAAAUUUGGCCGUGGUGUAUAUCGCCUGGACCUGCGAGACAUUCCUGCUUCGCUAAUGAAAGACAUAAGCAUCUACUCAAUCUAUCCGAUGCACAGGGAAGUUUUGAUCUGGCCUUUCUGCGUGUUUACGCUAACAGCUGGGAAGGAGGAAGAUGUGAAAGUUCUGAAGUUCGAUCACAUGAAAACGUGGACUUCGCGCAGUCAUUUGUACAGCGCGCCUCCAUGUAGCAGAGCUACCGCGAAGACCAAAUCUGCCGAUCGCCCGUCGAUUUCCGGAGAGCAAGGUGCAUUUUCGCUCGGCGCCCCAAGUGCCAAGCGUGCCAAGCCCACGUCUCGACAAACAACUCAGGAACACGGACGCUUUGAACCGCCUGCGCUUUCUCCUGUCAGGAGAGAUACGCAUGGAACCUCAGCCGGAGCGGUAACUUCGGCGACCCUUGCCACAUGGGAAAGUCAGAGAGAUGUCAUUGGCAAAAUCAAACAGGACUUCGUGAUAACCGUACCACGCGACUCUUCCAACCAGCCUUCCCUCAAAAUCGUUCCUGGAGGCAUUCCUACACGGAACGCGAGCGUUGACAAAAUGGGUGCAAGGAUCAAUGUGGGCCAGACGCAUGCACACGCGCACUCUAAGAGAUUACAGCCUCCGCAACAAGUCACGCGGGCCACUGUCAUAACAAUACCGCAUGACUCUUCCCGUGAACCUUCUGCAAGAGCUCCUGACGGCAGACUGACAUGGAACACGUAUUAUGUUCCAGUGGGUGUAAGAAACAGUCUGAGUCAAGCAAGUGCUCAUGUGGAACCGACGAGGAUGGAGGCUGUGCACCAAGCUGACACCAGUUGUGAAAAUCGUAACGGCAGCCGUGGCCUGUGGAAACGGGUGGCAGCAGCAGUCCUCAUCGGUGUGAUCGUGCUUUUAGGCAUACUCCUUCUGUUGAAGUAUGCAGUGGGUGCCAUUCUAUGGUCAGCUCCUGUGCGGCGACGAGCGAGGAGGAGGCGUCCCGUCGGAGCCGGGAUGCCAGUGAUGCGUUGGUCACUUGAGAGGCCCCGCACCUUCUCUCCGCAAGAGAAUAUCACACUCCGACGUGAGCAGCAUCAAGCGCGUUCUGUGCUCCCCUCUCGCGUCCGUUUUCGUUACUAA